CCCAACCCCCGGCCGCACCUACACACAGGGCGACAAACGCUUUGGCCGCACACACACAUCACAUCUCCCUCUCGCCCUCUCGCUCUCGCUGCCUCCCUUUGCAUGGACGCCUCCGCCGGCUCGUCGCCGCCGCGGCACUCGCAGGGGGACGCGCCGAGGCGCGGCGGGCCCCACCGCGGGAAGGGCCCCGCGGUGGAGAUCCGGCAGGGAGAGGACGACUUCAUGUUCGCGCACGAUACCUUCCCGGCCCUCCCGGACUUCCCUUGCCUCUCCUCGCCGUCGAGCUCCACCUUCUCCUCCUCGUCGUCUUCCAACUCCUCCAGCGCCUUCACCCGCGCCGUGGGGGCAGGCGGGCGCGGGGGCGAGAGUGCGCGCGGCGAGCCGUCCGAGCCUGCCGCGGCCGGGGACGGGAUGGACGACCUCUCCGACAUCGACCACCUGCUCGACUUCGCAUCCAUCAACGAGGACGUCCCUUGGGACGACGAGCCGCUCUUCCCCGACGUCGGGAUGAUGCUGGAGGACGUCAUCUCCGAGCAGCAGCAGUUGCAACCUCCGGCGGGCCACGGCACGGCCGCUGGUGGAGGAGAGGAUGCCUUCAUGGGUGGCGGCGGCACGGGGAGCGCGGCGGACGACCUGCCGCGCUUCUUCAUGGAGUGGCUCAAGAACAACCGCGACUGCAUCUCGGCCGAGGACCUCCGCAGCAUCCGCCUCCGUCGAUCCACCAUCGAGGCCGCGGCCGCGCGCCUCGGUGGGGGGCGUCAGGGCACCAUGCAGCUGCUCAAGCUCAUCCUCACCUGGGUGCAGAACCACCACCUGCAGAAGAAGCGCCCCCGCGUCGGCGCCAUGGAUCAGGAGGCGCUGCCGGCAGGAGGCCAGCUCCCUAGCCCCGGCGCAAACCCCGGCUACGAAUUCCCCGCGGAGACGGGUGCCGCCGCUGCCACAUCUUGGAUGCCCUACCAGGCCUUCUCGCCAACUGGAUCCUACGGCGGCGAGGCGAUCUACCCGUUCCAGCAGGGCUGCAGCACGAGCAGCGUGGGCGUGAGCAGCCAGCCGUUCUCCCCGCCGGCGGCGCCCGACAUGCACGCCGGGGCCUGGCCGCUGCAGUACGCGGCGUUCGUCCCAGCUGGGGCCACAUCCGCAGGCACUCAAACAUACCCGAUGCCGCCGCCGGGGGCCGUGCCGCAGCCGUUCGCGGCCCCCGGAUUCGCCGGGCAGUUCCCGCAGCGGAUGGAGCCGGCGGCGACCAGGGAGGCCCGGAAGAAGAGGAUGGCGAGGCAGCGGCGCCUGUCGUGCCUGCAGCAGCAGCGGAGCCAGCAGCUGAAUCUGAGCCAGAUCCAAACCGGCGGCUUCCCUCAAGAGCCAUCCCCCCGCGCGGCGCACUCGGCGCCGGUCACGCCGCCGUCGUCUGGCUGGGGAGGCCUCUGGACGCAACAGGCCGUCCAGAGCCAGCCCCAUGGCCAGCUCAUGGUCCAGGUCCCGAAUCCGCUGUCGACGAAGUCCAAUUCCUCAAGGCAGAAGCAGCAAAAACCCUCGCCGGACGCAGCAGCGAGGCCGCCCUCCGGCGGCGCCGCCACGCCGCAGCGCCCGGGGCAGGCGGCGGCUUCCGACAAGCAGCGGCAGCAGGGUGCGAGGACGCCGGCGGCGGCGCCGGCGGCAGGAGACAAGAACCUGCGGUUCCUGCUGCAGAAGGUGCUCAAGCAGAGCGACGUCGGAACCCUCGGCCGCAUCGUGCUCCCCAAAAAGGAAGCGGAGACUCACCUGCCGGAGCUCAAGACGGGGGACGGCAUCUCGAUCCCCAUUGAGGACAUCGGCACAUCUCAGGUGUGGAGCAUGCGGUACCGAUUUUGGCCCAACAACAAGAGCAGAAUGUAUCUUCUGGAGAACACUGGUGACUUUGUUCGGUCGAAUGAGCUGCAGGAGGGUGAUUUCAUCGUGCUUUACUCUGAUGUCAAGUCGGGCAAAUAUCUGAUACGCGGCGUGAAGGUGAGAGCGCAACAGGAUCUAGCCAAGCACAAGAAUGCCAGUCCAGAGAAAGGCGGGGCGUCCGACGUGAAGGCGGGCGGAGAAGACGGCGGCUGCAAGGAGAAGCCCCCCCACGGCGUCCGGCGAUCUCGCCAGGAGGCCGCCUCCAUGAACCAGAUGGCGGUGAGCAUCUGAAAUGAGCAGGCUCGCCGUCCGAUCCACCAUUGAAGACUCAGUUAGCUAGCUCAAGUAUACCCGUUGAUGAUGAUCAAAUCGAUCUCUCGUUCUAUGAUCCGUGCUUCCGUGUACUGCUGUAGCCCUAGUUAGGGAUGAUGAUACUAAAGUAGCUAUCGGUCAGAUGUGACGCUGAAGAAUGCAUGGUCCGUGCUGUUAAACCUGUAUAAAGGCUGUAACCCUUCUGUACAUGCAUGAACAUACCCUUAUUCGUUGUGUGUUGUCCUCCUAACAAGCAAACUU
Messenger RNA from Triticum urartu, 2439 nucleotides. It is a transcript of the gene ABI3, whose product is annotated as AP2/B3-like transcriptional factor family protein. Gene Ontology annotation, molecular function: DNA-binding transcription factor activity; DNA binding. NCBI's taxonomy places the organism in Eukaryota, Viridiplantae, Streptophyta, Magnoliopsida, Poales, Poaceae. The record is from RefSeq and is a predicted model, not a curated record.